UUCGUGGGCUAAUUUAUGCGCUCGAUUGUUGAACCUUAGCAACAUGCUACAACAAAGCCAUGGAAGACCAAAAAUAAAGCCGUGAUAUUAUGUUUGAACCACCAGCUUUAUCUCAACACACAGGACUGCAAGGAAGGGGUUUUAGUCAGUAAGAAUGGAAGACAUUGCUGAGCAAAAAUAUGAACCGUCUCCCGAGAAGAACGAAAAACCCAAAAAGUUGAAAAUCAAGAAUUCAGGCGAUAUUGAUGGUGACCACAGAGUGACUUUCACCGUGACGAUCGCCAAAGCAUUCCAGACAAUUGAGGAUGAGCCAAAACCAAAUCUCAAAGGUCUUGGGGGGCUCAAGGGUAAGCGUCGGGUGUUUGAGGCACCAAAACCACAUAAUUAUUACCAUCUUGAGUACAAACUGAUGCCUGAUGAUGCCGAGACCAUGAAGACAGAUGUGGUGACAUAUGGAGUAGCUGCUAAAAUCUACAUGGAAAGUGACUCAAAAAUUCUUAAAACCUGGAAAGAUGGUAACAAGACUUGGAUAGCCUGGACACACAGUCACACACUGGUCAUCACUCAAGAGAUUCUUCUCAAGAUGUUUAACCACACACUGGAAUUGAAGAUUUGGGACAUGAAGGAUAAGGUGUCACCCAGGGCUAGGUUUGAUCGCCCUAAAGCCUUCCGUUUACCUGCUGGUGGUGAUGAUGAUGAAGAUGGCGGUGUCAGGUCCCUCGUCAUGAGGCAAUCAGUUGCUUAUAACAACUUACAGCCCAAGCCUUCUGUCCUCCUCCCUGGUGAUGUUGAGGAGAAACGUUACUCCAAAACUGCACCAGGUACCUUUCAGACUGACAGGAAAUGUGAAAGCAAAGAGUCAGAGCAUAGUCGCGCCAUUACAGCUCCAUCUACAUUCCGCUCCACUUCUUUUUCCUCCGAGACACCAACUACUCUCGGUAUGCAUAGUCUAGUCAAGGUGCAAGUCAGAGUGGAUGAUCAACAGACUCCACAAUUUGGCCGACUGGCGACUUUAGCCGGAGUUACUCCACCCAUGACCCAAGAAGCAGUAAGAGACCUUGAGAGCAGUCGCAUUUCUAAGAUUAGAGUGGACGAGAGUGCAUCAAGAAAGCGGGUUCGUAGUAGGAUCACUCCAGAUGAUUUACAUGAAAGAAGCAGCAAAGCCAAGAAGGCAGGGGGGAAAAGCCAAGCCAAGCGUGAGCAAGCUGCAGCAGCUGCUGCUCAGAUUCGUGCUAACGGCACAGCAUCCCUUGCUAUCAAAAUGUCUCUUUUCUUCUCUGGAAUGAAGUCCAUGACAACCAGACUGGAAAAGGCCGCAGGGCAGAUACAGGACCUUUACCUUUCUGUUGCUCUAGACAAGCAGUUGCUGUCACAAUCUCAAAAACAAGAACUCAACCCCAUGGUCAUCAAGGUCUGCUCUGCUAGUAGUAUGCCAAACAAGCCCUUGAACUUCAAGCAGCUCAGUGAAAAAUGUCAGCCCGUGAGAGUACAAUACAAUUUCUUCAAGGAACCAACCCACAAUAGUCGAGGUCGUGACCACGGUCGAGAGGUCUAUUGGCAGGACACGAAUGUCGUCCUACUUGGUACCAUAGACAAAGAGGUGCUUGCUGAGUAUCUGCGAGGGCCGCCAUUAGAGAUAGAGGUUCAUGACAGAGAUCGUAAAGCUGAAGACAAGAAAACAAAGCCUGUCCUAUUUGGCGAGAAUCCAGAAGACGAGAUGAUCAACAAUGUGGCGCUUAUCGCAGGUCGCCGUACCACUCAUAAUCCGUUUGAAGGCAGAGGCAAGACUUGGGACCCAUAUGGUAUCGCCAGGUUUGACUUGUCCGGUCUGCUUGUCGGACAGAAAAUGCUCCAGCUCCGGUCCCCCAUCCAAUCUUGCCCGAUACCUGAAAUCAACAUCGGACAUGAGAAGCAAGAUGGCCCAAUAGUCGGACAACUUGGAAACGUAGAUGGACCGGAGGAUUCUCCUAACCCUGCGGCUAACUAUCUCGAAGCUGGUAGCGAGUUAAAAAUCAAGGUAGAGCUUGCCUAUCCCAUCAACGCCAGCACACAGGACAAGACCAGCAUUACAGAGCGAACCACCUCAGAGUGUCCAUUCGGCAGAAUCGUCUACAUCUUCGAGUAUUCAAACGCCAAGUUCUUACGUCAGCUUCAGAACCAAGUGACCGAUAUCAACGCGGAGGCACUGGAACUAGGCACUCUCCCACAACAUGUGAUCGAGGCUGCACUCUCUACCUACAAGCUGUCAGAAGAGCAGAGAAAGAAUAAGACUUUGGACAUCAUCACCGGUUUCCAGGUGCUGGACGGUCAAUUCCAUAUCUUUGUGCUGGAAGGCCUCGCGGACCAUGGCGUCAAAAAGUUGUGGGGAAGUUUAACAAGACCAGAAGAACCAGACUCGCUCAAAUUCAACGUGUUGUACAACUCUGAGAUGCGGUUCUCCAAUCGACUGUACGCGCCGUUAGACGUGGACCUGUGUCGAGUACGACUCCACGAACCGCUGACCGUGAUAGUGCAGAACCCUCUUUUGUAUGUGAGAGACCUGGUGCCGAGACCCUGCUUCGACGCCUUGUCAAAGCUAGACAAGAUGUUGCGGGUGACUAAACUUCGAGAAGCGACGAGAAGCGAUCUCUUCCCGUCAGCUGACAUGGUCAUCUCUAUGAGCCGGGAGUUUGGCGUCCCACUCACUGCAGAAGACUUUGGCGAGUUGGAGUCAGAGGCUCCAAAUGAUGACGAGGCUGGAUCCGGUACCCGACUUACGAUACCAGGGCCCAAGACCUCCCGGCCAUGGAUGCAUAUCCAAACUCACAAUGUAAACUACGAAGAAACGCUAAAGAAACGAGAAGCGGUGGCCAGCGAGGAAAAGAGGGACUUCAUCAUGGAGAACAUCCUGAAGACCCGAACCGUCCCGCGGGAAAGGCCUCACACAAUAGCAGUCGACACAUCAGAACUACAUAACCAAACGUCGCACAACUACAGCAUCCAGACGCUGAACUCCACAGAACUAGCGAGGGAGAAGCUCAGACAAAUACUCGCAAAGGAAAAAGAGCGUCGGUUUACGUACUGCCCCAAGUACCAUUCCGCUACGGUCCUUCCUGUUGAUCCAGAUUCCGUUAAAAAAGCGUCUCAGCUAGAGUCAGUAAGAAACUGGAGAACAGCAGACGGGUUUAUAUACCCGGGCAAGAAGACAUCACUGGCGUCUAAUGUACAUCCAAAGAAACCAAACAGCGCACGAGCCGACGAGUUAAACAAACCGUGGAAAGAGAACAUUCUUCAUUCCAACAUUCUAAAGCCAACGGUCGACCGGGAUAUCUUUACAUGGCCGUACCGGGACCGGGACUUGAACCUGAUCACUAAGCCUCCCCCAUUCUUUGACCCUAACGUCGUACUGUCGGUCCACUCUGCGGGAGACACCAAGGAGGAAGAGAUGCGGCGUGCACAGGAGCAGGAAGCGAACUGGUGGAGAACCCGGGUAGUGGUAGAUGAUCCCAUAUUCCGCACACACCGUUGUCUCACGGAGACCGAAAUGCGAGACUCUGGACCUAAGGCCUCGAACCAGCUCGCUAAACUAACUGGGCUGCUCAAAGACGCUGGCAAGAAAAUAACGUUCACAAAACCUGGGUUAUCGCUGAGUGGGGUGCCUCCCCUUUCCGUGGUCAUGAACCCCAGUGUGGACACGCUCGCUAGGGAUACUGGGAAAUUAGAAUUACAGGACAGUGACUUUAAAAAUGAGAAGAAUUGCGGUUUUAAUCCGGGACCUUUUGAGGAUAAAGGCUGGCUCUUGGAGAAGAAUAAGAUCCCAAUAUUGGAUCCCGAACAUAGGAAGUACGAGAGUUUGAAAGGCAAAGACUUCCGGGUGUACUUCAGAAAUAAUGAAAUGCUGUACCGGAGACCGAUUCAACCGCUGACCACAGAGGAUCGCGACAACCACCUGUUCGCCGUGGCGAAACCCUGUAGCUAGCACGAGGGGAGGGGCGCCAAAUUGCACUUGGGCUUGGCCAUCUCACGGCAAUCAAAUGGCAAUAAUCAGAAUUUCGAAUGGCAUAUUUUAUUUACAAAUUGUUUUGGGUGGACCUCCACAUAAAACUAUUUUAUCUUUAAAUAAUUUUCUAUACAUGUGCAUGUAUUUCAAAUUUUCAACUCUUUUGGGCAUUAAAAAUCUAUAUCAUAUAGCCGUGUUUGGGAUAUGUAGCGUAAAAUAAUUUACACCUUGGGAGGCUGGUUUGGAUAGAAAUAAUGGUUUCCAUGUAAGUGUUAAACACUUGUGGGCGAUAGUGCAAUAUUAAAAGUGUUAAUUUACGGACUAAUGCACUGGUUGUGGACACCUAACGCAAAUAAAAUCAUUUCUACAAAGCA
Messenger RNA from Nematostella vectensis (starlet sea anemone), 4353 nucleotides. RefSeq lists its product as uncharacterized. The record is from RefSeq and is a predicted model, not a curated record. The transcript is spliced from 21 exons. The coding region runs from base 155 to 3958 and encodes 1267 amino acids. NCBI's taxonomy places the organism in Eukaryota, Metazoa, Cnidaria, Anthozoa, Actiniaria, Edwardsiidae.